Molecule: messenger RNA, 1422 nt
Organism: Diorhabda sublineata
Lineage: Eukaryota; Metazoa; Arthropoda; Insecta; Coleoptera; Chrysomelidae
Product: ras-like GTP-binding protein RhoL
Exons: 4
Coding region: 835-1395 (186 amino acids)
Biological process (GO): small GTPase-mediated signal transduction
Molecular function (GO): GTP binding; GTPase activity
Source: RefSeq, a predicted model, not a curated record
AAUAGAGAGAGACAAAACAGUUCGCAGUGAAAUUUGUUUUUGUUACAAUCAUUUUAAAGAAAUAUUCGAAUCAAACUUUAUAAGAAUCAGCUGGUUAUAAUGAAAAUCGAAAUAUUUUGGUGUUGGGUUGUGUGUUUUCGACUUAUUGCAAGUGUAAAUGAAAUAAUAUCACUUUUAAUAUAUUUGUGAGUGAAACCAACAUGGAAAUUUAAAUGUAAGUUACUACUGACACAAUUUUAUUGUGACAACGUGUUCAAAUAAUAAUAUGAUCGAGCAGGUAAUUUUUCUUUUGAUUUAAUUAGUUAGAACAUGUUUUACGAAUUGUAUUAAUCAAUUAAAGGAAUAAUAGUUAUAGUUUUAUGCGGGAAAAAUAAACGUCAACGUGAGAAAACCAUCCAAGGUUACAUUCACGCCUCUCGCGGAUUUUCGUGAUACUAAUAUGAAGCCGCCAUAACUUUUUUUUAGUUUUCUUCGCUUCUAAUAAUUCGAUCAAGUCGAGCAACUGCUCAUUUUGUUCCUUAUUAAAUUACCUACAAAUUUUUAUUAAUUACAUCAUGAAAAUUGAAUUAUUUUUAAUAGAAAAUAUAUAUACAUCAUUAUUUCAAGGUUAUAGUUCAUUUUUUUGAUAUGAUUCAUAAUCCCCCUAGUAGUCGUAAUAUCUUAUCAGUUCGUCUCGAAUAAACAGAUAAGAAUAAUGUGACCCGAUAUCAUUAUUAGAUGUUAGUCGAGGUAUUUUCACUAUAUUAAUUUUUUCACGUUUCUACUCGAGAAAAAUUGUAUUUUUUCGUUACCGCCUGUGAUUUAAAGCAUUGAAGAAAUGUACAGUAUGGAAAAAUGCCACCACAUACAAUAAGGAUAACCGUGGUGGGAGAUGGCGAUACUGGGAAGACGUGUAUGUUGAUAGUUUAUAAAGAUAAGAAAUUCGAUGACAGAUACGUACCUACAGUAUUCGAUGUUUAUUCCAUGAAUAUACCCAUAAAUGGAAUUGAAUAUAAAGUUAUACUUUCAGAUACGGCGGGUCAAGAAGACUUCGACAAAUUGCGUAGAUUAGCUUACAAAGAUGUAGAUUGUUUUAUCGUAACUUAUGCUGUAAACGAGAAGAAUUCUUUCGAAAAUGUUUUUUUGAAAUGGGCCCCGGAAUUGAAACGGUUUUCCCCGAAAGCGAAAAUUAUUCUGGCAGGCACUAAAAUCGAUUUGCGUAGAAACUCGACGUCUCAUAUCACCACCGAACAGGGAGAGGAAUUAGCGAGAGACAUAAACGCGAACGGUUUUAUUGAAAAUUCUUCGAAAACUAUGAGUUUCAUAGAUGCCACCUUCGAAAUGGCCAUCACGGCUGUGUUAUACAAUAAAAAUUAUCUUAAAGUUAAAAAAGAAUCCUCCUGUAUAUGUUUAUAGGAUAUUAAUAUAUAUUAUAACAAUUUA